GUCCCGCAGCUCGCAGUCUUCCACACUCCCGCUCCGCUGCUCCCAGCCCAGUCCCAGCCGACCAGCCCGGCGCGCGGUGGCAGCGCGCACACGGCGAUGCGGAAGGACGCUGCCCCCGCCGGCAUUGCGCCAGGCUCGGCGCCCGCGCUGCUCUGCUUCGACCUCAAGCCCUUCCUCGCCGCGCUCACCGUGCUCACGCUCCUCGCCGCCGCCUGGCAGCUCCGCGCUUACCACUCCGUCCUCGCUUCCCCAUUCUCCGCCGCGUGCCCGCAACCCACCGCCGCCGGCGCCUCGCUCCCCCGCGCGCUCGCCGUCCACGCCAACAAGGCCUCACCCUCCUCCUCCGCCGCCGCCGCCACCAACUCCACCGCUUCCUCCUCCUCGGCACCGCCGCCCGGCCCCGAGCGGCGGGAGUUCCGCGCCGUGGGCAGCGCGGCGGCGCUGUUCGUGCAGAUGGGCGCGUACCGCGGGGGACCCUACACCUUCGCUGUCGUCGGGCUCGCGUCCAAGCCCACGCACGUCUACGGCAAGCCCUGGUUCCGCUGCGAGUGGGAGCCCAACGGCGCCUCCUCGUCCUCGCCGCCGAUGCGCGCCGCCAAGACGUACCACAUGCUCCCGGACUGGGGCUACGGCCGCGUCUACACCGUCGUCGUCGUCAACUGCACGUUCCCGCGCGUCCCCAACGCCGACAACGCUGGCGGCAGGCUCAUCCUCUACGCGCACUACGGGCCGUCGCGGUCCCCGGCCUCCCGCCACGAGCGGAUCGUCGCGCUCGAGGAAAGCCCCGGCGCCUACGACGAGGCCGCGUUCCGGACGACGCCGCCGCAGCACAGGUACGACUACCUCUACUGCGGCUCCUCGCUGUACGGCAACCUCAGCGCGGCGCGGGUGCGGGAGUGGAUGGCGUACCACGCGCGCUUCUUCGGCGCGCGCUCCCACUUCGUGUUCCACGACGCCGGCGGCGUCAGCCCCGCCGUGCGCGCCGCGCUCCAGCCCUGGGUGCGCGCCGGCCGCGCCACGCUGCAGGACGUGCGCGCGCAGGCCGAGUACGACGGGUGGUACUACAAUCAGUUCCUCGUCGUCAAUGACUGUCUGCACCGGUACCGGCACGCGGCCAAGUGGACCUUCUUCUUCGAUGUCGACGAGUACAUCUUCCUGCCCGACGGCCGCAGUCUCGAGGAUGUGCUCGCCGAGCUCGAACCGUACACGCAGUUCACCAUCGAGCAGAACCCAAUGUCGAGCAAGUUGUGCGUCGAUGAUCCGGAGGCCGACUAUUCCAACCAAUGGGGAUUUGAGAAGCUGGUUUUCCGGAACUCGAUCACCGGGGUGAGGAGAGACAGGAAGUACGCGAUCCAGGCCAAGAACGCAUACGCCACAGGUGUUCACAUGUCUGAGAAUGUUAUCGGCAACACCACGCACAAGACGGAGCACCUCAUCCGGUACUACCACUACCACAACACCAUCAACGUGCUCGGCGAGGUGUGCCGCGAGUUCGUCUCCGUUCCACCAAAGGGUGGCCUGACAUGGUCCGAGAAGACACCCUGGUACUACGACAACAGCAUGAAGCGCGUUGCCGAUGCUGUGCGUGAGUUCGAGAGGGAGACCAUCGGCGAUGUGCGGCUAUGACUGACCUAACCACUGAGAUAAAAGAGCUGUUGUAGAGUAUGUAUUGCUGUGAGCCAUUCAGGAGGGGCUUGGCGACUGCAUUUCUGUCUUCCGGAUGUUAUGAAGCAGACCGUUACCUAUGGUUUGGGGCUAUCUGAGCUGACAGAGAUGCAACGAAAGCGAAGCUGCAACCUCAAGGGAAAAAUGGCAGAUUGUGUGCCAGUGAUGGCCCUGUGAUUCUGAUAUGAGCCGAAGGUGAGGAGGUUCUUGUAAACAGAAUAUGUCUUCAGUGUAAAUUCCAUUGUUUUAUUGCUCAAAUAUACUACACAUUGUAUUCUCUUGUUGAAGUUUCAGCAAUGUAGAAACCAUUCAGAACCGUGCUGCAUCAAUGUAGAUAUGAUUAUUUAUGGCAUUAUUUUUAA
Sorghum bicolor (sorghum) is the source of this 2027-nucleotide messenger RNA. Its product is annotated as galactan beta-1,4-galactosyltransferase GALS1. The record is from RefSeq and is a predicted model, not a curated record. Lineage: Eukaryota; Viridiplantae; Streptophyta; Magnoliopsida; Poales; Poaceae. The coding region runs from base 97 to 1626 and encodes 509 amino acids. The transcript has 2 exons.